GUCCUGUCCUGUCUGUUUCUCUCCUCUAGCCAGUCCUGUCCUGUCUGUGUCGCUGGCUGUUCUAACCUUUAACCCCAGGUUCUGUAUGUUCUGUCCUGUUUUCUCCUCCACACUAUAAUAACCUUUCAUCUCUCUACGGUGUAUCUCUAGGGGCUGCUUUCCCAGGCACACUUUAAGCCUAGUCCAGGAAUUAAAAGCAUGCAUUGAAAGUGAUUUUAAUACCAAGACUAGGCUGAAUCCAUGUCUGGGUAACCAGCACUAGAUGGUGUUACCUUAUAUACAUGUUGAGAAACCUUUUGGUUAUUGUCCUGUCUCCUCGGCCCCCUGUCAUCUGUGGCACUGACCUGGCGAUGUCACCUGUCCUCUGUGGCGUGGCUGUCUUGCACCAUGUUGACCUGGCGUGCCCUGUGUCUCCUAACCACCUUGCCCCCUGCAGAUGUUUGGUAAAAUAGCCCUGAGAGACAACAGUCAGAUCAACAGGAACAACAACUUCCAGACCUUCCCCCAGGCUACACUGCUGCUCUUCAGGUGUGCCACAGGCGAGGCGUGGCAGGAGAUCAUGCUGGCAUGCGCCCCCAUGCGACCCUGUGAGAAGGGGUCAGAGGUGGGGCCAGCCAGCGAGGACCAGUGUGGGAGUCACUUCGCUAUCUUCUACUUCGUCAGCUUCUACAUGCUCUGUGCCUUCCUGAUCAUCAACCUGUUUGUGGCUGUGAUCAUGGAUAACUUUGACUACCUGACCAGAGACGGUCUAUUCUAGGACCAGACCAACCUGGCAUGAGUUCAAGAGGA
Molecule: messenger RNA, 789 nt
Organism: Salvelinus sp. IW2-2015
Lineage: Eukaryota; Metazoa; Chordata; Actinopteri; Salmoniformes; Salmonidae
Product: voltage-dependent L-type calcium channel subunit alpha-1C-like
Biological process (GO): calcium ion import across plasma membrane
Cellular component (GO): membrane; voltage-gated calcium channel complex
Molecular function (GO): high voltage-gated calcium channel activity
Source: RefSeq, a predicted model, not a curated record